AGAGGGUGGGGGGGGGGUUUCGCGGCCGUGUUGCGUGAGGCGCUCUGUGAGCUCGGUGCUGUGCGCGCUCACACACGCGGCGCAGUCUUGUCAGUCAAUACUCGUUUUCCUUAACCAUUGAUAAUAUUAACAAUCGUUAUAUAUGUUAUUUAUUUGUAACCGGCGCACGGCACCAAGGAGAGCACGUAAACACGUCGAAACCUUAAAAAUAACAGACUUUUUUUUGGGGGGCGGGGGGGGGGGCGGGAUUUUGUUUAACCCAACAAAAGUUAUAUUUAUAUAUUGCUGCAUAAUUUAUGAAUAAUACACUUGAUAGGAACAGACGCGAAGAUUAUUGUUAUAAUAAAGGAACACGUGUGUGGUAAAAGCUGGUAAUUAUUGCAAUUUUUUUUCCGUAUUAAAUGCAGUUUUUUUAACGGGAAUAGCAAACGAAACGUUAUACGUAAUUAACUAAGAAAAAAAGUUAAAGUAAAAUUAGCAAUAAUAUAUAAAUGUAACGCAAAAGUAAGAGGCAGUGACCGUAACAAAGUAAAACGUGUACAGCAGUAGAGCACCAAUACCAUUGGCUGCUGCUGCUGUUGUUGGGGGGGAACACGAGCUUAAGAAAUUAAUAAAGGCCACGAAUAAAAUAGAAAAUAAAUUAGAAAAUAAACAUUAAAUUACAAACCAACCAUUUUAAGUCGAAGACAAUUGCUCAGACUACUCUACAUAAUUUCAUCUUCGUUUAACAAAAAAAUAAUUCUUAAGAGAACAGGAAGAAGGGGACGAACCACCAUCGGUUAACCACCCACCCACCACCAUCCCCAACAUCUAUAAAGUUUGUGAGACUUUAACUUAAACAACUUUUCGGCGACUUGGCCGAGGACGGGAGACGAAGGGCAACAGCAGCAGCAAGAAGCCAGUGAAGGAAGAAGGCCCCCCCCACACACACCAGAAGGAAUGGAGCUGAUAUGCGGCGAGGGAGGACGCAUCAAGAGGGCUUACGUGGAUGGGCACCUCCUGCAAGACAAGAGGGUGUUGCCCAACUUGCUGAGCGUGGAGGAGAGAUACGUGCCCAGGGCGUCAUACUUCAAGUGCGUGCAGACCGACAUCCAACCCUUCAUGCGCAGGAUGGUCGCCACGUGGAUGCUGGAGGUAUGUGAAGACCAGAGAUGUGAAGAGGAGGUCUUCACCUUGGCAAUGAAUUAUUUGGACCGGUUUUUGGCCGUAAUGCCCAUGAAAAAAAGCCACCUUCAAUUGCUCGGAGCCGCGUGCAUGUUCCUGGCUUCCAAGCUUCGAGAAACGAUCCCCCUGACCGCCGAAAAGCUGUGCAUCUACACGGACAACUCCAUCAGACCCCAAGAGCUGCUGGACAUGGAACUACUGGUGCUGUGCCGGCUAAAAUGGGACCUGGCUGCCGUAACGCCGCACGACUUUUUGGAGCACAUACUCAGCAAGUUGCCCAUACCAGCCGAGAAGCUUCAGCUCAUCCGCAAACACACGCAGACCUUCAUUGCUCUCUGUGCCACCGACUUCAAGUUCGCCAUGUACCCGCCCUCCAUGAUCGCCACGGGCAGCGUGGGGGCGGCCGUACAGGGCUUGCGGCUCGACCGGCUGGACGAGCGCCUGUCGUUUUCCUCGCUCACCGACACCCUCGCCAAGAUCACCAACAGCGACGCGGACUGCCUUCGGGCCUGCCAGGAGCAGAUCGAGGGCGUUCUCGAGGCGAGCCUCCGGCAGGCUCAGCAGGGCUCCCCGGAGUCGCGCGGCGUGGACGAGCUCGAUAUCGCCGGCACCCCCACGGACGUGCGAGAUGUCGCACUCUGACCGCACCCGGUGGUUUGUGGCGCGGGGGGGGUGGGGGGGAGGCGUUCGACUCGACCCCUCCUGACGAUGAUCCUCCCGGCGAAAACGAAAAACCAGGAGAGAAGAAACUCAACGCCGCUACCGCCCCUUGUGCUCGCCCGACACGCUGCUUGAUAGCGGCGUCGCAAGGGGCCGGGGGUGGAGAGCUGCUGUGCUUCGGUUUUGUCCACACUGCCUGCUGCUGCUGCUGCUGCCGCCGCCACCGCUGCCCGAUUGAAACCGCACAGCCCCACGAUGGGAGGGGUGCCGUGGUGGGGUGGGUGGGGGGCCCGGGGCCGCCUUCGUCCGAGCCAGCAUCACUGCCCUUGAAGUCACCUUUUGGACGAAUUGAAGCUGUUCCAGGUUGUGGCACGUUACGUUUUAAUUUUUUUCCCUCUCCCCAUCUCCUCUCCCCAUCUCCUCCACCAUCACAACCCCCCCUGCCACACCCUCACCAUUUUCUCUUUUAACGUCCACUUCCCUUGCCAUUCUCACGUCCAGUUUCACUUUGGUCUGGUUGGCACCGUAAUGUUUCCAUUAAAGAGUUUUUACCCCCCCCCCCCCCCUUUUGCCUUGAACUCCUGCAAGAAAACGAAUAUGAAAUGGUGGACGGCAGGAAGAGAAAGACAUUUACGCGAAGACAAGUUGAAUUGUUUAUUAUUUUUGUUUCAUGUCUACCAGGCCGAAUUUUUGCCCUUGUUUGUUAGCUUGCGACUGAAUUUCGUUCGAUGGUCAUUGUGUUGGACUGAGAGAGACCGUAAGUUAAAAGAUGAAUUUCUAAGCAGCGAUGUCUGCGUGUACGCGUGUGUCCCUGGGGUUGAGCGGCUGAAAGGUUGUGUUAGCACCAAUGACAAAAAAACCCUUGAUUGUGAUUUUUCUUGUCUUUUUUUCGUGAAAAGAAAUUUAAAGUAAAGAUGACCUGCCCCCCUCUAUUUUUAUAAUGAACGCGUGCGAUGUGGUCUGUGUUGUUGCCCUAUCGUUGGUGCCCGGGAAGACGGCUAGCUAAGCAACGUUUACACCUUAAUUGAGUAGACAAGAACUGUCACAACAGAGAGGAGUGUACAAUAUGUAUAAAGAGCAGCUUUUAAGAGACGUAGGAUGCCGAGAAGUGCGGAGAAAGUGAUUGUAGGUAAGUUGCGAUGUUAAAGGAUGUAGGUAAAGUAGACUAGAGUUUUGCAGACUGGAAGGUUUUUGAGGGUCAGACGAAUAGUUUUGUUUUGAAGUGGCCAUUCUUUUCACGUUUAAAUUAUCAGUUAAUGUUUUUUUAUCCUUUUGUACUUGCUUGGAAGGUUCAAAUAAUGGUUUAAAUUUGGGCCAAUACUUUUUUUCAUCCAUUCUGGUGAGAUGUAUUUUGCUAAGCUGCAUGCGUAUUAACAAUAUGCCGAGUGUUAAUAUGCAUAGGCUUUUGUGGCCAAUGCUGCGAUUGAUAACUGGUGCAAAAUUGUCAUUUUCUGGCUUUUCAAUGUAAUCGGUUUCGUAAAACUAAAUUGGCACAUUUGCCCACGCGAUAACUUGAUUUUGUUUGGCAAUUUUUACGAAUAACAUGAAACCCCCCUGUAAUAAAUUGGCACGUUCUGUUUACGUGACGACAACCUUACUAAUUGUGGCUGUAUCAGGUGGAGGUGGGGGUACAACACGUUUACACGAUCUAACCCAAAACUAACAUUACCACAGAUGAACAAGACGCGUGUCAAAAUGACUGUUUGGAAAAUGGAUCUUUCGUUACGUCUUCCCCACGUUACCGCGCACGCUUGCGCUAGUUCAACUGUCGGUCGUGCAGAGUACAAUAAAGAGUUAUUGGUCCGAAGUUAAACCGUACUGAGAACGGGGUGGUUGGGGGGGGGUGGCGUAUUGUACAGGUAUGGCAAGUGGACUGGAGGAGGGUAGCGUUUGCUGGUUGCAAUUAAAUCAAUUGUGGACAAAAACAUUGUGGGUAGGGGUGAAACACAUUUACAGCUGGUAUAUAUACACACACAUACUUGCCUCUGGCCAGCUCGCCCGAACGCAGUGGCCGACCUUCAAAGACGAACCCCUUGUUAUUUAUUAAAUUAAACAAAAAAACAACGAUAACUCCCAAAACUAAAAAAAAACUAAUUGCAAAUGACUAAGAACCAUCUUAUAUGACUUCAAGACCGUGAUGCGAGGCGGUGGGCCCUGCCACUUGGGACUUGCUUCCAAAUGUCCCGAAUACUGCUGUGCCUUUCACGCAUUAGUCCUUAAGUAAUUCAGACACUUUGCAUAGCCGAUACUGCCUUAAUACGAUGGGGUUUGUCUAAAGUAGGGAUGAAUCACUUGACAUACAUGCUUAAACUUGACAAUACACCAGUGAGCAUUAAUACUAUCUUUCCUGGGUGUUUUUAAUUUAUAGCUUCUUGAAGACUUCAAUAAGGGUUAAACAUGUAUUAUUGUGCUUGUUGCUUUUCAGUAUUGUAUCAUCUUAAGAGUAAGAAAAAAUACACAAAGCAUGUGCUUAGGGGGACAAUAGUAAUAAUAUUAUUCUAAGUAAUACAAAGUUGAGUAAAGACAUGGGAGAUAAUUUGUUUAAUCUUCACGCCAGCGGAACGCUUGAACAAAAGUGAGUACGGUGCAGUGCUGGGGGGGAUCGUCGUCGUAGUUAUCGUCAGCUGGUUUCUUCGAGUGCUGCAGGGUUUGCGAUUUUUUUGUUUGCUUUUCCAUUGCAUUGGGAAAGGAAUCACUGCCAGACGUUAAGUUGCAUUAAGCCAGCUAAGUUAACUGCCGUGUAUCUGAAAGAACCAUAAAGCGCACUGAUAGCAAAGGGGGAUUUAUCCUCGGUUAAAGCCUUUGUUCACAUUUUAAUAACAAAACGAGAACUUUAUUUUUUUCGUUUUAAUCUUAGGGGGUUGUACUUCUGGGUAUUAAUAUGCGCAUAGGCUUUUAAUUUAAACUCAAUAAGUGUGUAACGCGAGCGAGUGUUUUCCUUUAUAGCCAGCAGUUACAUGCAGGUGUUUAUUUACACUUAGGUCUUGGUUAGUUUAACCAUUCCAUCAGAUCCCUCAUGAGCACUUUGUGAAUACUUGGUUGAGAAGAGGAGGAGGAGCGGGGUGGGUUCAUUGGUCCAGCGGAAAUGCUUGAUGCAUGCGGGUUUUAAGAAAAGUGGGGAGAAUUUAUUUUUUUUUCGUAACAAUUUCAAUUGUAAUAAUUGAAAAGUAAGGAAAGUAAUUUAAAGGUAACGGUGCGGACUCGUCAAUAAGAAAGACAUUCCAUUAGUUGUGGUCCCUAGUGCAUUCCCAGGUUUUGCGGGGGGGGGGGGGGGGGGUGUCAGAUCGGAUCGUAAGAUUCGGGGCAGCGUUGUCUGCUUCGCAGAACCCUCCUGCGAGAUCAAAUGCUGUAAUCGAGAAGUUUAAAUGUCUGCGUACAGCACCACAAUAGAUGCAAGGAAGGAACAAAUUUUUUUUUUAAGUGGGUUAUUAAUUUUGUUGGUUCAGUCUACUUGAAAAUUAUGAUCGU
Petromyzon marinus (sea lamprey) is the source of this 5292-nucleotide messenger RNA. Its product is annotated as G1/S-specific cyclin-D2-like. The record is from RefSeq and is a predicted model, not a curated record. NCBI's taxonomy places the organism in Eukaryota, Metazoa, Chordata, Hyperoartia, Petromyzontiformes, Petromyzontidae.